Aspergillus alliaceus is the source of this 849-nucleotide messenger RNA. RefSeq names its product oxygenase MpaB family protein. Bases 1 to 849 code for a protein of 282 amino acids. Lineage: Eukaryota; Fungi; Ascomycota; Eurotiomycetes; Eurotiales; Aspergillaceae. The transcript is spliced from 2 exons. Gene Ontology annotation, molecular function: oxidoreductase activity. The record is from RefSeq and is a predicted model, not a curated record.
AUGGCUUCCCACGUUAUUCCUACUCAACAACUAUGGAAUUAUGUUCCAAUAGAUAACGGCAUACUAAAUCCCAAAAUUGUGAAAAUACCGGAGCAGCCUCAAUAUAUUCAACAAGUCGUUCGAGAAGGAAUUAUUCUUGUUGGUGGAGGGGCAACACUCCUCCUGCAGGUCGCUAUGCCGGGAAUUGCCAGAGCUGUUGACAAACACAGCGACUUUACGUAUCGACCACUAGAACGGCUGCGUGUGACUUUGACCUAUAUGUAUUGCAUGGCCCACGGAACCAAACACGAAAGAGCACUAGUCAUUCAGAGAGUACAUAGAGCUCAUUCCAGUAUUAAAGGCCCUGACUAUUCUGCGGAAGACACAGACCUGCAGCUAUGGGUUGCAGCGUCUCUAUAUGUUGUCCACAUCAGCUUAUACGAGCAGGUGUGCGGCCCGUUAGAUCCUGUGGUAGCUGAGGCAAUCUACAGAGAAUACUCCAUCUUUUUGGUCUCCCUCCUAGAUCUGCGUUCCAUGUGGCCAGAGAACCGUCAGGCCUUCUGGGUGUACUGGAACGACAAAAUACAAGCUGCCCAAAUUGGUGCUGAUGCAAAGAAUGUGGCGAGGUCACUGCUUUUUGAAUGUCAACUCCCUUUUCCGAUUAGCAUAUUGCUUCCUCUGCUACGUCUUGUGACUGCUGAAAUGCUCCCAGAUGCACUGCGCCGCGCAUAUGGGCUUAAGACAGGCACAAUCCAGAAGGUUGUAUACUGGCUUCUAAUGAUUUUCGUGAAUUUCAUCUACCCUCUUCUGCCUAUGUGCAUUCGCACCUAUCCCAUGCAGUAUUAUAUGAAGGAUAAGAUGCGCCGAUAA